Messenger RNA from Chlorella variabilis, 912 nucleotides. RefSeq lists its product as hypothetical. The coding region runs from base 1 to 912 and encodes 303 amino acids. The record is from RefSeq and is a predicted model, not a curated record. Lineage: Eukaryota; Viridiplantae; Chlorophyta; Trebouxiophyceae; Chlorellales; Chlorellaceae. Gene Ontology annotation, molecular function: transporter activity. Gene Ontology annotation, biological process: transmembrane transport. The transcript is spliced from 4 exons. Gene Ontology annotation, cellular component: membrane.
AUGCUGCCCUUUGCCGGGGCGCUCCUGCUGGCAUCGCCGGUGGAGCUCCGCGCCAGCAGCAAGGCAGCAGCGCCAGCGGUGGCGCCAGGCAGCGGCCCAGCCGGCGCCGGCAAGGCGCUGGCGGCGUUUCUGGCCGACUGCCGCGAGCUGGCUGCAAGCCGCGUGUGCAUUUCCACGAUGCUGGCUCUGGCAGCUUAUAAUGGCAGCCUGGGCUGCUACGCCUUUUUUGGCCCAAAGGCCGCCCGCGCAAUUUUCGACCUGCCAUCCGAGACGGCCGACCUCCUGUUUGGUGGCAUCACGGUUUUGACAGGCGUGCUGGGCACGCUGUGUGGCGGCCUGGCCCUGGACUCCAUGGGAGCCUCAGUCCGCAACGCGCUGCUACUGUGCACAGGCGGCGUGGGCUGCGGCUGCGUGCUGGUCAUGGCAGGGUUUGGUGCAGCCAAGACCAUGCCGUGGUUUGGCCCAGUUUUUGCGGGCGGCGAGCUUGCCAUGUUCCUCAUGGCAGCGCCGGUGAAUGCCGUGCUGAUGUGGAGCGUGCCGCGUCCCGAGCUGCGCCCAUUUGCGCUGUCGGCCGCGGAGUUUGUCCAGCAUGCCUUAGGCGACAUUCCGUCACCACCUGCACUGGGCUGGCUGCAGAGCAAGCUCAACAACUGGCGGUUGAGCAUGUGCAUCUGCACCUGCCUGCUGGUGGUGUCUACUGUUCUUUUUGCACUGGCUCUCUGCCAGUCUGGCAGGGAAGCCAGGUUUCGAGAGGUGCUGGAAGUGGAGGGAGGCGGGCUGGUGGAUGGCGAGGAAGGGGAGGAAGCGGAGCAGCGGCAUGCUGCUGGUCGGACAGCAGGAGGGGCAGGCGAAGCAGCAGAUGGCAGCCCUGAGGCCGCCGACCUGGAGCAGCCCCUGCUGAAUGCAGCAUGA